AGUCCUGAUUCGGAGCAGAGUCCUUCGGGAAAACGGCAAAUACAUUCCAAAACAGUCUUUCCUGACCCGGAAAUAUUUUUUUAAUAACCCAGAGGAUGGAUUUUUUAAGAAAACAAAAAGAAAGGUUGUGCCUCCUUCACCAAUGACAGAUCCUACCAUGUUGACAGAUAUGAUGAAAGGGAAUGUAACCAAUGUUCUGCCUAUGAUCCUCAUCGGUGGUUGGAUCAACAUGACAUUUUCGGGAUUUGUCACAACAAAGGUCCCGUUUCCUCUGACGCUGCGUUUUAAACCAAUGUUGCAGCAGGGAAUUGAACUGCUCACUUUAGAUGCGUCCUGGGUGAGCUCUGCUUCGUGGUACUUCUUGAAUGUGUUUGGACUCAGAAGCAUUUAUACUCUCAUCCUGGGCCAAGAUAAUGCUGCAGAUCAGUCUAGGGUGAUGCAAGAACAAAUGACAGGGGCAGCAAUGGCCAUGCCAGCAGAUACUAACAAAGCAUUUAAGACGGAAUGGGAAGCUUUAGAAUUGACUGAUCAUCAGUGGGCCUUAGAAGAUGUAGAAGAAGAGCUCAUGGCAAAAGACCUCCAUUUUGAAGGCAUGUUUAAGGAAGAACUUCAGACCUCCAUCUUCUGAAUUUGCGAAUAUGGUUUUGUCUCUCCUUGUAAAAGUAAUUUGAAAAGAAAUCUGUUACUUAAAACUAUAUAAUGUAUUUUAGCAAGGCUGAGAAUAAAAGAAAAACACCGUGUUCAGAA
Molecule: messenger RNA, 747 nt
Organism: Fulmarus glacialis (Northern fulmar)
Lineage: Eukaryota; Metazoa; Chordata; Aves; Procellariiformes; Procellariidae
Gene: EMC3
Product: ER membrane protein complex subunit 3
Exons: 7
Coding region: 143-628 (161 amino acids)
Biological process (GO): protein folding in endoplasmic reticulum
Cellular component (GO): membrane; EMC complex
Source: RefSeq, a predicted model, not a curated record